Plutella xylostella (diamondback moth) is the source of this 1890-nucleotide messenger RNA. It is a transcript of the gene S, whose product is annotated as EGF receptor activation regulator Star. Lineage: Eukaryota; Metazoa; Arthropoda; Insecta; Lepidoptera; Plutellidae. Gene Ontology annotation, cellular component: Golgi apparatus; plasma membrane; late endosome membrane. The record is from RefSeq and is a predicted model, not a curated record. Gene Ontology annotation, biological process: endosomal transport; endoplasmic reticulum to Golgi vesicle-mediated transport.
UUACAAGUUUGUUGUGUGAUUGCUGUGAUUGUGACUCAUUUUUGUGUGUGAAAUUUAUUCAAAAAUCAACAAAUAACACGAUAUUCAGAUAAUGAUUUCACAAAUUACCUAUAUGAUGUUUGUGUUUCUAUAAUAAACUGUAUAAAUCAUCAAUCAAGUGAAUCCAUUGUGUUUUGCGCUGCAGGUGUUGUUUUAUGUUUUAACACUAAACCUAUUGUUUCACUCUGCGUACUACCUACGAUGGCUGAGAAGAAAGCCCAAGAAAUUUCCAUACCAGAGGAGCAAAUAAACAGCCAAGCAGACAAGGAGAAACCCGUGAAGAUGCAGAGUCAAGAGAAAGCUACAAACACGGAGAAGCCCCCACCGGUGAUGGUCCCCGUGGCGCUCCCCACAGUGCCGGUGGCUACUGCGGUGCCCGGGCGGGUGGCAGUGAUGCCCAUCUUCAGCAAGACUCCUCCGAAUGAUCUGUACCGACGCCUGCUGCCGGCAGUCUUGUUCCUACUGACAUUUGUUACUGUCAUGACAAUGCUGCUGGUGUAUAUGGAUACUGUUGCACUAGGCGCCCAACAGUUCCGCCUCAACAUGUCGCGCGACUACGAGCUGGCGUCCAUCGCGCAGGACUCGCCCUCACUCAUCCAGUACGUGCGGCAGGUGCACCUCGCGCCCCGGCCUGGACCCGCUGAUGAGGAGCCGCUGGUCGAGACGGAGAGUGUUAGGACGCUGGAUAAGCUGUUUGGGCCUGAUUACAUAGGUACAUUCGUCGAAAUCCUGCCGUCCGGCGGCGCCUCGGCCUCCGCGCUGGCGCUGCAGCGGCGCGGCUGGCGCGGCGUGCUGGCGCGGGCCGCUCCUAGAGACUACCUGGCGCUGCGGGCCGUGGCCCUACAUGCGUGUCUGAGCCCUAUAGAUCAUCCUAGAGAGGUGGCAUACCACGAGCCCUCAUCCCCCGGCGGCUCCUUCUGGUCUCGCGUGCUGUGCCUGCCCCUCUACACGGUGUUGGCGGCGGCGGACGCUCUCAGGGCGGACUACCUGGCGCUGGGCGGGGCCGCCGCGCCGCCUGCCUUGAGGGCGCUGCCCGCCCAGGGGACUAGAGUUAAGGUGAUAGAAUACCUCUCAACCGACGCGUCUCUCCGCAACCAGACGGCGGCGGCGCUGCUGGCGCGCAACUACACGCUGCUGGCGGAGAGAACCGACGGGAUCAUGUAUGUACUGCAGGAGGGGGGGGACUAGAGCCUAGCGGGGGGACGGGGGAAGGGGUGGACUGGCGUGGCGGUUGUGAAGGCAAGCAAAUCCAUGAUAGCCCUAGUUUCACCAUAGUCUGUUAGAUCAUUAACACCCUGUUACAUUGUUAAGUGUCAUCUAAAAUAACAUUUCUGUAUUGAUAUCUUGACGGAUGUGUCAAACGUCAGCGACUAAUAACUUGUUAAGUAUAAUGUAACAGAGUAUGGUGAAACUAGGAAUAAACCUACCUUCUUUGUAAAACAUAACGUGAGCCCUAUGACAGCUUACAAAUCCAUAAAUUUCAUGUGUCAUUUGUUUUCAAGAGAGUAAUAGAUUCCACUAGAGGCGCCACUUUGUAUGCGAGAAAAAGUAUAUGUAUACUUUUUUAGUUUUGGUAAAUCAUAAAAAACUUACUUUCUGCCUUCAUUUUCUGUUCUAGGUUAAAGUUCUUUAUGUCGCCAACAAUAUAAGAUUGUUCGGGGAAUAUACAAUUAUGGUAAAUUUGACAGUGGGUCAUAUACUCUCAAUAACCUCUUAUCUGUUGCAUAAUAUUUCACUCAGGAAUCUGUAUAUCCCACCACUGAUACACACAAAAACUACCCUUAUUCAAAUGUAACAAGGGUUCUGUCAGAUGACUUUCAUCAUUAUUAGUUACACAGAAUGAGUCUGUGA